Messenger RNA from Exophiala bonariae, 714 nucleotides. RefSeq lists its product as uncharacterized. Bases 1 to 714 code for a protein of 237 amino acids. Lineage: Eukaryota; Fungi; Ascomycota; Eurotiomycetes; Chaetothyriales; Herpotrichiellaceae. The transcript has 3 exons. The record is from RefSeq and is a predicted model, not a curated record.
AUGUUGUCCAUACAAGAGACAGACCUGACACUCUUUCCUUCCGACUACACGCCCGCCGGUGUUUUGACAACAAAUGGUACCGGGAUUCCAUCGUCAGCAACUGCAGGAGGAGCAAACCCUACCGGCGCCGACACACCAAUUGCAGGUGGCGGCGGCGGCUUGUCGACGGGGGCAAAAGCCGGAAUCGGCGCGGGCAUAGCAGCAGCAGUCGUUGUCGGGAUCGGCGUGGUCGCAUUUUUGCUACGGAAAAAGCGACGGCAGAAAAAGCAGAAAAAGCCAUUUCCAGAGGUGACCGAGCUUCCGGGCUCCCACCAUCCACGAGAUGUCCCAGAGCUAGACAGCGUCAACAUCUAUGAAGCCCCAGGAGCGACGGGAAGUGACAGGGAGCGGGAGCGGGAGCGGGCACAACCAGACUCCAGCACUCAGUCAGGCUCCCGAGCAGACACACUUGUGGGCAACGUAUCGCGCCCAAAACUGGGUACGAUGGAAACACCCGUGCCAGGAGGUAGUAGUAGGGACAUUACCACCGUUGACUCUCGCGACCCCACGACGGCGGUCAACGCCAUGCCGCCGCCAGAAAACGGGGACUUCGGAACCGCCACGACACUGGAAGCCCUCGAGCUGCAGUACCUCGAGGCCGAGGAGAGGCGUAUCCAAGAGCGGAGGGCGCAGCUCUUGCAGAAGCGAGACUCGCCUGUCGCUGGCGAGAGAUGA